CUAUUCUUAUUGUGUCUGAAGUAGGAGAUCGAGGACAAUGGCCAUCUUCUCAUCCGCCCACCUCGCCCUCCGCCGGUCGCUAGCGGCGGCGCCACGAGCUGCAUCUCUUGGGGAGGGCCUUCGGCAAGCCUCAGAUGGAUAUGUCACGCGAAGGCUGCUCCACGGCCAGCUCCUCCCGCGCUGCUUCACCUCGGAUGCAUUUGGACCGAACAAGAAUUUCCCGCCUUCUGGGCGUGACUUUGCUGCAGAAUGGAAGCCACAUCAGAAUUUGAACGAAUUCAAUUUUGUGCGUCAGAAUCUACGUUCUAAUACACAGGUCAACUUCAAUAAUGCAGAUAAUGGUGGGACAAUGUCGAAGACAGCUGGUGGAGAGAAACCUUCCAACCUUGGGGGGCGCUUUCAAUUUCCUGCUUCACGUAUGUUUAGUGAACGUGAACAAUAUUCACAGAAGAAGAGAGAUUUUAUCCAUGUCUUACUGAAGAAAAAUAAGACCUUUGUGACGGUGACAGAUGCUAGUGGCAAUAAAAAGACUGGAGCCUCUGCUGGUUGUUUGGAGGACAGAAAAGGGCGGUCUCGUCUCUCUCGAUAUGCUGCUGAAGCAACCGCCGAACAUGUCGGGCGGUCUGCCAGGAAGAUGGGUUUAAGGUCCGUUGUCAUGAAAGUGAAAGGAAUUUCUUUUUUCAAGAAGAAGAAGAAGGUGAUCUUGGGCUUUAGGGAAGGCUUCCGAGGGGAAAGAGUUAGAGAUCAAUCUCCUAUCAUGUACAUCCACGAUGUCACCCAACUUCCACAUAAUGGCUGCCGACUCCCAAAACAACGCCGGGUUUAGCUCUCUGUGAACUGAAAUUAAAUUUGAGUAGGAAUAAAUCGAAUUUUUGAAGGUGAUCUGGAAAGGCUUUUGUAAGCUGCGCUGUGCAAGUCUAUUUGACUUAGCACGGACAUGUAUUAUGUCUCUUGGCUCUCUGACUUGUUGGGCUAUACAUCCUGGUUUCUUUCUGACUUGUGCUAGUUAUCAAUAAUUCUUUUUCUAUGGGUCGAAUGUUGAUACACAACUGAAAUCUGAACUGUUGUAUCCAUAAGGUCUGAUUUGAUAGUUUGGAAUGAGACCCACUCAGGUUUCAA
Messenger RNA from Setaria italica (foxtail millet), 1119 nucleotides. RefSeq names its product 30S ribosomal protein S11. The transcript has 3 exons. Gene Ontology annotation, cellular component: mitochondrial small ribosomal subunit; ribosome. The record is from RefSeq and is a predicted model, not a curated record. Gene Ontology annotation, molecular function: small ribosomal subunit rRNA binding; mRNA 5'-UTR binding; structural constituent of ribosome. Lineage: Eukaryota; Viridiplantae; Streptophyta; Magnoliopsida; Poales; Poaceae. Gene Ontology annotation, biological process: maturation of SSU-rRNA from tricistronic rRNA transcript (SSU-rRNA, 5.8S rRNA, LSU-rRNA); ribosomal small subunit assembly; translation. Bases 38 to 826 code for a protein of 262 amino acids.